Aureobasidium vineae is the source of this 954-nucleotide messenger RNA. NCBI's taxonomy places the organism in Eukaryota, Fungi, Ascomycota, Dothideomycetes, Dothideales, Saccotheciaceae. The record is from the annotation of a GenBank genome assembly.
AUGUCAGCUGAACUCGCCUUGGAGUCGAGACUCCCCCUUCCAUCAAGUGACGCUCAGAUCCCCGUCCUUGGUCUCGGAGUGUGUGUGUCUUCAAGAUGUGAACAAUCCGUCUUGUCUGCACUCGAGAAAGGAUAUCGCAGUGUCGAUACUGCACAGAUUUACUACAAUGAGCGCGAGACCGGCACUGCCGUCAACAAAUUCCUGUCCCAAAAUCCUUCCGUCAAGCGUUCCGACAUCUUUGUUUGCUCAAAGCUCUGGGAAGUAGACCUCUCAAGAUCUGACAUGCCAACCUCUUUCGACGAGUUGUGCAAUGCUGGACCGUGGCCACUGAACAGUCUCGAAGCCGGCCACACCACAUACUCAAAGGAAGCAGCACUCGAGGGCAUCAACAAAAGUCUGAAAACCUCUGGCCUCGAAUACUUCGACCUUUACCUCCUCCACAACCCUCGACCCGGUGCCGAAGCACGGCACCAAGCCUGGCUCGGACUCCAAGAGGCAUUUAAAUCUGGCAAGGCCAGGGCCAUUGGUGUCAGCAACUGGUCUCCUAAACACAUCGACGCUCUCAUGGCACACUCAGAUGUUGAUAUCCUGCCCGCUGUCAACCAAAUUGAAUUCCAUCCUUGGAACCAACAGCGCGUUAUCAUCGACUACUGCCGCUCAAAGGGCAUCGUUGUCACAGCUUACUCGCCCCUGACCCAAGGAAAGCGUCUUGGCGAUCCUGUCAUCAAGAAGAUCGCCGAGAAGCAUGGCAAGACUGCUGCUCAGAUCGUUCUGCGUUGGUGUCUGCAAAGGGGUAUCUCUAUCAUCCCCAAGAGUGAUCGCGAUGCUCGCAUCUUCGAGAACUCGGACGUCUUUGGCUGGUCGCUGGAUAGUGAGGAUAUGUCUGAAGUCGAAAAGCUGGACGAGGGACAGAAGGGAAACAUUGGAGAGUGGGAUCCUUUCGCUUAUGAGUGA